UGGAGUGGCUGGCUGGGCAAUCAAUCGUCUGUCAUACCUCCGAAUUGGGGUUUAGCGAUGAUGAUGGCGACGAUUAUCGCUCCCACCAAUUCCAUCUCUGUCCCUCAAGAGCUCGCGCUGCAACCCAACCGCCUCCAUCUCACCGCCCCUUCGUCUUAUUAUCCGCUCCCCAGGCAACGCCUCAACCCUACUCUCGCUACUAAGGGCUCUGCUAAAGCUAUUGCCGAGGACAAGGAGAUUGGUCCCGCCGAGACACAGUCCAAGCCUUCGAUUUCAACCAGAAUUAAGGAGUUCAAAGACGAAAUUUUUACGAAUCCCGACAGAUUAGUCAAUGCUGCUAUUGUUCUCGGGGCUGGUUCGCUUGCCAUCACCAAGUUGCUCACCAUUGAUCGCGAUUAUUGGCAGGGAUGGACCUUCUAUGAGGUGUUAAGGUAUGCUCCAGAGCACAGCUGGAAUGCUUAUGAAGAAGCUCUUAAAUCACAUCCUGUGUUGUCGAAAAUGGUGAUAAGUGGUAGUGUGUACUCACUAGGAGAUUGGAUUGCUCAAUGUUAUGAAGGGAAGCCCCUAUUUGAGUUUGAUCGCUCCCGUGUGUUUAGGUCUGGCCUCGUGGGGUUUGCACUGCACGGAUCGCUUUCUCAUUAUUAUUACCAAUUAUCCGAGGCCUUAAUUCCUUCGGGAGAAUGGUGGGUUGUACCUGUUAAGGUGACUUUGGACCAAACUGUGUGGUCGGGGGUGUGGAAUAGCAUCUACUUUGGGGUUCUUGGAUUCUUGCGUCUUGAAUCCCCGGCCAAUAUAUUUGAUGAACUAAAAUCAACAUUUUGGCCCAUGUUGACGGCAGGUUGGAAGCUUUGGCCUUUUGCACAUCUAAUCACGUAUGGAGUGAUUCCUGUGGAGCAAAGGCUUCUAUGGGUGGAUUGUGUGGAGUUAAUAUGGGUUACCAUACUCUCAACGUACUCUAAUGAGAAAACUGAAGUGAGGAUAUCUGAUGCAUCCGAAGCUGAACUCCAUUCAUCAUCAGAGAAGUCCCUUGAGGAGUAAACAAAUGGACCGACGUGGUUGCAUUUGAGAUGAUUUUAUACAUAGCGGCUACCGAAUGCAUAUUCAUAUAAAAGCAUCGAUUGACUAGCCUAUUAAUUAGCUCAGCUCAGCAUCCCAGCUAAAGGCAAGAAGGAAGGCCCUCUGAUUUGAUUUGGGGUUCGGCAUUUACAUUGGCAUUGGCUAUUUGUUCUACAAUCUUGUAAAACCUGUCAUUACUGACCAACCCCCAAGCCUGAAGCGCCUGUUGGAUGGCAUGGCUAUUACAAUGCCAAAAUAAGCCCUGCAUACAUGUUUGUAUGUAUGUAUCUUGUCCUACUGCCAUUAUCUUGUGUAUCUUGUCCUACUGCCAUUAUCUUGUGUAUCUUGUACUACUAUUGAUUCUUAAAUUUUAAAUAAAUUAUUUGUAUCCGUAGAAUUCAGAAA
Andrographis paniculata is the source of this 1461-nucleotide messenger RNA. RefSeq lists its product as uncharacterized. The coding region runs from base 58 to 1038 and encodes 326 amino acids. The record is from RefSeq and is a predicted model, not a curated record. Lineage: Eukaryota; Viridiplantae; Streptophyta; Magnoliopsida; Lamiales; Acanthaceae. The transcript has 7 exons. Gene Ontology annotation, cellular component: cytoplasm; membrane.